AUGGAUGACGUGUGUGAUUCGCAAGCCUCAGUUGAAGAAGCUAGACAGCUAAUUUCUGAUAUAGAUGAAGUCCUUGAUGCUGGUGGGUUUCGUAUAAAAGAGUGGAUUUCCAACGCCCCAUUGACGGAUAAAGAAAGCAAAGAGGAAGUAAUUCUCGGAACAAAUGAAGAGAACAACGUGCAAAAGGUUCUCGGAACAGUUUGGCAUCCACAAGAAGAUCAGUUUUCAUUUGCAGUAAAGACAAAUGAUCCUGUUAUUGAAACACCCCCUAAUGGAACAAAGUCAACAUCAGCAACGCCUACCAAGAUGACGAAACGCGUUAUCCUCAGCAAAUUAGCUGGCAUCUUUGAUCCCAUCGGGGCUGGAGCGGCGACGUUAGUGAAAGCGAAGAUUGCUAUGCAAGAGCUUUGGCAGCACGGUCUUACCUGGGAUGAAGAAAUAUCGUCUGAUUUAAAGAAAACGUGGACGGUGUUAUUCAAUGAAAUGGCGGCACUUAAUGAUGUCCGAUUUCAACGAUGUCUUACUCCGACUGGCGUCAUUGGCAAUCCAGAGCUAAUCAUAUUCUGCGAUGCAUCCCGAUUAGCCUUUGGGACUUGCUCCUAUGUUAGAUGGAAGUUGGCAGGUGGAACGUUCGGAGUUCGGUUCGUAGCGGCAAAGUCUCGGGUCGCCCCCUUAAAAGAGUUAACCAUACCCCGUCUCGAAUUGCAAGCUGCCGUACUGGCAAGUCGUCUGGCAAAGUCAAUCCAAGAAGAAACGCGAAUGAAGUUCAUACGAACAAUCUUUUUCUCCGACAGUAGAGUAACGUUAGCAUGGAUUCAAGGAAUGCCACGUGCGUACAAGCCAUUCGUCUCAUGUCGAGUCAGUGAAAUUCAGUCGAAUUCCAAUCCUGCAGAUUGGCAUCAUUGUCCCACUGCUGAAAAUGUCGCGGACGAUCUUACGAAAGGUAUUACACCAGAAGAGCUAAACGGCAGAUGGUUCAAUGGUCCGACAUUCUUAAUGCAACCAGAAGAAAAUUGGCCAAUGGAAACGGGUAUGCCAAAUCAGAACAAAGUGAACGAAGAAAGAAGAAAGGUAACGAUUACCUGCUCUGUUAACAUUGCACAGCCGAUAUUCGAUUGUCAACGCUACGCCAGGUGGAAACGAGUCGUAAGAAUUACCGCCUAUGUCCAAAGAUUCGGUCGAAAUCUGCGUAUAAAGAAAGGCAAUGGGGACACUCCACGAGAGCUUGGACCCUUAACUGGUGAAGAGCUCCAAGCUGCCAAAGAAUACUGGAUCAAGCAAGCACAAUCCAGUCUCUUCGAAAGAGUAAAGAAAGGGGAAUUAAAAACCCUCUCUCCCUACGUUGAUGACAACAAAUUGAUUCGAGUUGGAAGUCGCGUAGAUCCAUCUCUUGUUUCAUACGAGAAUGAACGACCACUCCUAUUACCUUAUGACCACCACAUAUCAAGAAUCAUCGUGCGUGAUGCCCAUGGAGUUGGCCACAACGGUGUCGCAGCCACGGUCGCAAGAACGAGAAUAAAGUAUUGGAUCAUUAAAGCCCACAGAAUUGCGAAGGUUGUCAAGAGUCGUUGCACAGUUUGCCGGGAAAUUGAAGCGAAGUUAGAAACGCAGUUAAUGGCAAAUCUACCAAAGUUUCGUUUACAGCCACACACGCCACCAUUUCUCUACUCGUCAGUCGAUUAUUUCGGACCUGUUAACGUGAAAGUUGGUCGUAAUAAAACAACCAAACAUUACGGCGUCAUAUUUACAUGUCUCAAUACGCGUGCGAUACACUGUGAACUUGCAGUAGAUGCUAGUGCCAUGGAACUUAUGCAAGUAUUACGACGAUUCUUCUCAUACCGAGGGUAUCCAAAGCUUCUUUUGUCCGACAAUGGUACUCAAAUGGUUGGAGCAAGUAAUGAGUUACAUGCUAUGAUUAAAGGAUGGGAUGCAAAGCAGCUUAAAGAGUUUUGCGCAGAUCGCAGUAUAAAAUGGCAAUUCACGACCCCGCUCGCUCCUCACCAAAAUGGAUGUACCGAGGCUAUGGUCAAAACAGUUAAAACCGCUCUCAAGAAAGCCAUUGGUGAUACAGUUCUGGCACCGUUCGAGUUAUACACAGUCCUACUAGAGAUUGCGAACCUAGUUAAUCAAAGGCCCAUUGGUCGCAUUCCCACAGAUCCGGAUGAUGGUCGUUUUUUGUGCCCUAACGAUAUCUUGCUUGGCAGAGCAACUAGCACAGUUCCUCAAGGUCCAUUUAGACAGACGAAGAACCCACGCCACAGAUUCGAAUUCUGUCAGCGAAUCGUUGAAGCAUUUUGGAAAAAAUGGUCGAGAGAUGUGUUACCUCAAUUAACCCCGCGAAAAAAGUGGAAUACAGAAUCGCGAAACGUCCGAAUUGAUGAUUACGUGGUCGUUGCAGAUACCAACGCCGUGAGAGGAAAAUGGGAAACUGGCAGAGUUAUUCAGGUGUUACCUGGACAAGACGAUUUCGUAAGAAACGUUGUUGUAAAAACGAGCAAAGGAACUUAUUCACGCCCAAUCCAUAAGAUUGCCAUCAUAUAUCCAGCCGAAGGUUAUGAAGACGAAUGA
This is a messenger RNA of Dendronephthya gigantea, 2568 nucleotides long. RefSeq lists its product as uncharacterized. Bases 1 to 2568 code for a protein of 855 amino acids. The transcript has a single exon. Gene Ontology annotation, biological process: DNA integration. NCBI's taxonomy places the organism in Eukaryota, Metazoa, Cnidaria, Anthozoa, Malacalcyonacea, Nephtheidae. The record is from RefSeq and is a predicted model, not a curated record. Gene Ontology annotation, molecular function: nucleic acid binding.